Molecule: messenger RNA, 2568 nt
Organism: Orcinus orca (killer whale)
Lineage: Eukaryota; Metazoa; Chordata; Mammalia; Artiodactyla; Delphinidae
Gene: MAB21L2
Product: mab-21 like 2
Exons: 1
Coding region: 894-1973 (359 amino acids)
Source: RefSeq, a predicted model, not a curated record
AGAUGCAACGCAAGCAACGACUUCGUCACACUAAAAUAGAUUUUGUGACGGCCAAAAUUAUAAAUUACGAAGCAGAAAUGAGUAUCAAACAACUUCCAGCGGUUUGCACCUAGAGAAAGACAAGAAGAACGCACUGCAAACAAACCAACCCAGUCCAAACAACGCCUCCAGUAGGAAAAGAGGAAAACCGCUACAACAGGACCCCCUGAGAAGAGACCAGACCUACACGCUGAGAGUGCGGGGCAUCUGCGAACCUCUGAGUGUGCUGCGGACUGAGUUGCACUUCGCCGCUCUCUGGACAUUAAUUACACCCUUCACCUUCCAUCUGGGGGAGGGUGAGGAGAAAAGCACUCACCUAAUCUGAAUAAAGAAGUGCUACCAGCGUGGGAGAGAAGUUUAAGAAUGAAACACUGAAUGUUUCGCUUUUAUUUUUAAAUUUACUUUGGCAUUUAAAAGACCUCAUUUCCAGAUUCCUGGGCCAUCUCCGCUGCAGACGUCUAAGCCUAACCUCUUGGUAACCUGAAUUUUUCUCUCUCACCCUGUCUCCCCACCCCCCUCCCCUUCAUCUCGCCCGCAGGCACAUCUUUAUUUCACAUAUCAAGAGAAAGCAAAAAAGUCCCAGCAGGUACUUUUCUUUUUCAAAGAUCAUCCUUUUUUUUUUUUUCUUUUUUCCUUAUUUUCUGGAGAAGAAAAAAGCUUUCAAAAGAGGGGAAGGAAAGAGCUAGACGGCUGAAGCAUCAGCCGGGCAGCCCAGGUGGAAACAAGAGUGAAAGUGGGGCUUAGGGGAGCGCAGCGCCUCUUUCGCAAGCCGCAGGGCCACCACCAGCACGUGAGCCUUGGAUCCCUCAACGUACUGCGAGACGCCGGUGUACAGCCCGGACCUGUGCCCCAACAUGAUCGCCGCUCAGGCCAAGCUGGUUUACCAGCUCAAUAAAUAUUACACUGAGCGCUGCCAAGCGCGCAAGGCGGCCAUCGCCAAGACCAUCCGAGAGGUCUGUAAGGUGGUCUCGGACGUGCUAAAGGAAGUGGAGGUGCAGGAGCCUCGCUUCAUCAGCUCCCUGAGCGAGAUCGAUGCCCGCUACGAGGGGCUGGAGGUCAUCUCGCCCACAGAAUUCGAGGUGGUGCUCUACCUAAACCAGAUGGGCGUCUUCAACUUCGUGGACGACGGCUCACUGCCCGGCUGCGCAGUGCUCAAACUGAGCGAUGGGCGGAAGCGGAGCAUGUCUCUCUGGGUCGAGUUCAUCACAGCGUCCGGCUACCUCUCGGCGCGCAAGAUCCGCUCACGUUUCCAGACGCUGGUGGCUCAGGCGGUGGACAAGUGCAGCUACCGGGAUGUGGUCAAGAUGAUCGCGGAUACCAGCGAGGUCAAGUUGCGCAUCAGGGAGCGCUACGUGGUGCAAAUCACUCCGGCGUUCAAGUGCACCGGUAUCUGGCCUCGCAGUGCUGCACAGUGGCCUAUGCCCCACAUCCCCUGGCCCGGCCCCAAUCGGGUGGCGGAGGUCAAGGCCGAAGGGUUCAACUUGCUCUCUAAGGAGUGCUACUCGCUGACCGGCAAGCAGAGCUCUGCGGAGAGCGACGCCUGGGUGCUGCAGUUCGGAGAGGCUGAGAACCGCCUGCUGAUGGGCGGCUGCCGAAACAAGUGUCUCUCGGUGCUGAAGACGCUGCGGGACCGCCACCUGGAGCUGCCUGGCCAGCCGCUCAAUAACUACCACAUGAAGACGCUGCUGCUGUACGAGUGCGAGAAGCACCCGCGGGAAACGGACUGGGACGAGGCGUGCCUCGGAGAUCGGCUCAACGGCAUCCUGCUGCAGCUCAUCUCCUGCCUGCAGUGCCGCCGCUGCCCUCACUACUUUCUGCCCAACCUCGACCUUUUCCAGGGCAAGCCCCACUCGGCCCUGGAGAGCGCUGCCAAGCAGACCUGGAGGUUGGCCAGGGAAAUUCUCACCAAUCCCAAAAGCCUGGACAAACUAUAGGGUGCUGGGGACUGCUUGAAAAGCGACACAAACAGGAAUGCUCUCAAACACACAACACACAACUCGGCGACAAACAGCGGAAACUCCAGACACAGACUUUUAUGUAAGCCACCUAAGAGAAACGGGAACCUGGCAGAAGACUUCCUUAAUUAACAAGCAAACAAAAGAAGAGCAAACCAACCAAACACACAAAAUCACAUUCUUGCACAAAAGUGAUCCUUCUCUUCCAAACAAUGUGAAUUUAAAAGGUCACACAACAGAAGCAAUCGGGCUUUGCCACAACAAAAUGAAACCCAAGGUACAUUUUCAAUCAAAAUAUAGUAGUUUCUCCCUUUUCCUUCUCUCCCCCUCUUCAUUCUCUGUCUCUGUCUCUCUGUCUCUCUCUCCAAUUUGUUUUGGGUUGCCUGAAUGUUGUCACCAAGUGAAAAAAAAGUAUUUAAUUAUAUGUAAAAUUUCUCUUUUAAACAAAGUUUUGCUGAUGUUAAAUGUAUCUCAGUGCCAAUGUCAGAUGUGCCCCUUCCUCCCCCGCACCUCUUCCCUCACCCUAAGCAGUCUUGUUGAAAACAGUAAUAAAAAUACUACUUUACAUUGUAAA